AUGGCCACGUGCGCGCCGCUGCCCAACGCGCUCGUGGACUUCUGGCACUGCAACGCGACGGGCUCGUACUCGAGUUUCACGGGUCUGUCGCCGAACACUCCCUUUGAGGAGUUGUUGAGUGAGCUCAACGUCACAUACUAUAACCUGGGGACGACCGACCUGCAUACUGAUGACACCACGUGGUUGCGCGGGAUGUGGCCGACCGAUGAGCGGGGGGUCAUGGAGAUGAAGACGAUUUUUCCCGGCUUCUACGUUCAACGAGCAAUCCACAUCCAUGUCCAGGUGCACACGGACUGGACGUUGCGCGAGAACGGGACCAUCACCUCCAGCCACACGGUGAGCACGGGCCAGAUCUACUUUGCUGAGGAGCUGGAGCGCGAGAUCAUGGCGCUCGAGCCGUAUGGCUCGCACACCCAGAUCAACCGCACUACCAAUGAGGAGGACUCUAUCUUCUCGCAGGAUACCGAGGGCGGGUACAACCCGGUGGUCUCGGUGGUGCCGGCUGACGGCAAGGACGUGAGGAAUGGGAUGAUCGGGUAUAUCACCAUCGGAGUGGAUACUUCAGCAAUUGAGCGGAGAGAGGGUUGGGGGCCGAGUUAG
Messenger RNA from Aspergillus fijiensis CBS 313.89, 600 nucleotides. RefSeq names its product aromatic compound dioxygenase. Gene Ontology annotation, molecular function: iron ion binding; oxidoreductase activity, acting on single donors with incorporation of molecular oxygen, incorporation of two atoms of oxygen. The transcript is spliced from 3 exons. The record is from RefSeq and is a predicted model, not a curated record. The coding region runs from base 1 to 600 and encodes 199 amino acids. Lineage: Eukaryota; Fungi; Ascomycota; Eurotiomycetes; Eurotiales; Aspergillaceae.